AUGUUUAAUACUGGUAAAUUUUUCGGAAAGACCGUUCUUAUCACUGGUGCAUCUCGUGGCAUUGGAAAAGAGAUCGCUCUCAAGUUGGCUCAAGAUGGAGCUAAUAUUGUUGUAGCAGCCAAAACUGCUACUGCUCAUCCUAAACUCCCUGGAACCAUCUACAGCGCUGCUGAAGAAAUUGAGAAAGCUGGAGGAAAAGCUUUGCCAUGCAUCGUAGAUGUUCGGGAUGAAGCUUCAGUAAGUGCAGCAGUUGAAGCUGCUGUUAAGAAGUUUGGUGGAAUAGAUAUUCUCGUUAACAAUGCUUCAGCUAUCAGCUUGACCAACACUGAAGAAACUCCAAUGAAGCGGUAUGAUCUUAUGCAUUCCAUCAACACUCGUGGAACUUACUUAAUGACCAAGACCUGCUUACCCUAUUUGAAGCAAGGAAAGAAUCCUCAUGUUCUAAAUAUUUCGCCUCCUCUUUUGAUGGAGACGCAAUGGUUCCAGAAUCAUGUAGCCUACACAAUGGCCAAAUAUGGAAUGUCAAUGUGUGUUCUUGGAAUGCAUGAGGAAUUCAGACCUCAUGGAAUUGCUGUCAAUGCUUUAUGGCCUUUGACUGCCAUUUGGACUGCUGCCAUGGAUAUGCUCUCUGCUGGUGAAGGUGCCAAGGGGAGUCGCAAGCCUGCUAUCAUGGCUGAUGCAGCUUAUGCUGUCCUUUCUCGCAACAGUAGAGAUUUCACCGGAAACUUCGCUAUCGAUGAAGAUAUCCUUAGAGAAGAAGGAUUGAAUGAUUUUGGGAAAUAUGCUGUAGACCCCGAUUCACCUCUGACCCCAGAUUUCUUUAUUCCCGGAGGAAAGUACGACUCUGUCUUCCUGAAUGCUAAUCCCAAUCGCAAGAAAAGUAGAGAGAGCAUCAACAAGACCGUUGUUGAACAAGAAAUCAAUGCCAUCACUCAAUCCAUUGGUGACGUUAUUACUCCAGAUAUAGUAAGCAAGUUGGGAGCUGUUUAUCAAUUCAAAAUCUCAGGUUCUAUCAACAAGGUUAUCACCCUCGAUCUGAAAAACGGUAAUGGUGCAGUCAAGGAAGGAGGCAAUGAUGCUGCCGAUGUGAAAUUUGAACUCUCUGAUGAAGACUUCCCAUUGCUAUUCACUGGAAAGCUUUCUGCAUCUACCGCUUUCAUGACCAAACGUCUGAAGAUCGGUGGAGAUAUGUCGAAAGCCCUCAAACUUGAAGGUCUUCUGAAAAAAAUGAAUAAAAGCAAAUUGUAA
Molecule: messenger RNA, 1248 nt
Organism: Auanema sp. JU1783
Lineage: Eukaryota; Metazoa; Nematoda; Chromadorea; Rhabditida; Rhabditidae
Source: the annotation of a GenBank genome assembly